Prorocentrum cordatum is the source of this 711-nucleotide messenger RNA. NCBI's taxonomy places the organism in Eukaryota, Dinophyceae, Prorocentrales, Prorocentraceae. The record is from the annotation of a GenBank genome assembly.
AUGACGGCGUGCGUGUGCAGGAGCGACCUCGUCCUGCGGCUCAAGGGCGGGAUGACGCAGCUCUUCCGCAUAGUGCUGAAGGUGUUCUUCGGUGCGCCUCUCAAGCCUGACCUGCGCACAGGGGUCGAACUCAACAUUUUCGGAGAGGCGAUGCCUCGCAUUUUUCGAGGCGCACUGUCCGUCAUUAUACAGGACGAGAAGACGUUCAAGUUCAGCAAGGAGAACGUGGUAUCGGUCAAAUGCAACCUAGCCCGUGAUGGCAGGACUGGCUACACGGUCCCGAGUACGGAGCUGGAUGCCUCCAAGGUCAAGCUCAACUUCAACGCCAGCAUCCGCGGUGUCCAAGACAGGCUGGCCGAAGUGGAGGCGACUCGGGGCCCGACUGCUCGCAAGGAGAUCGAGGCGCUGCUGGACUACAAGUUCAAUCCCGAGUCCCUGCUGCAAGACAAGGAUCUCGGGAUCCAGGUCGCGGACGCCUGGGCGUACGACUCGAUGCACGACUACCUCGUGGGUGGAGUCUUCAUCAUCGAGCUGGACGCCAUAUUGGACGUGCUCAAGUCAGAGAAUUUCGGAGGCGCCACGCUACACGAGCACUUCAAACUUUGGGAAUGGCCUGGCGGUUACACGAGCGGGAAAGACCUGUGCAAGAAGAUCCCGUCAGAUGGGGCAUCUGGCAAAGCCAGCGAGUACAUGUCCACGCCCCCGCGAUAA